Histoplasma capsulatum G186AR is the source of this 939-nucleotide messenger RNA. RefSeq names its product NADH-ubiquinone oxidoreductase. The record is from RefSeq and is a predicted model, not a curated record. Lineage: Eukaryota; Fungi; Ascomycota; Eurotiomycetes; Onygenales; Ajellomycetaceae. Bases 1 to 687 code for a protein of 228 amino acids. The transcript has 4 exons. Gene Ontology annotation, molecular function: quinone binding; NADH dehydrogenase (ubiquinone) activity; 4 iron, 4 sulfur cluster binding. Gene Ontology annotation, biological process: aerobic respiration; mitochondrial respiratory chain complex I assembly; electron transport coupled proton transport.
AUGCUCUCUCUAAGGCAGGCAUCACCGCGGGUGGCACCUUACCUUGCCUCUCUGAUCCCGCCGCCUGGUUUGCAGCGGUCAAUAGCUUCCAGUACCCUUCUUCCAAUCCGCAACGCCUCCACCGAAGUCGAGAAACACGAGUAUGGAAGCGCUCCUCUUACGGCAACGGACAAACUGCGAAGAGAAUUUCCUUUGCCUAGCCAGGAAAAGGAGGGUGGGGCGAUGCAAUAUGCACUGACGACGCUUGACCAAGUUACAAAUUGGGCAAGACAGGGCUCUUUAUGGCCCAUGACAUUCGGGUUAGCUUGUUGUGCAGUGGAGAUGAUGCAUUUGUCGACUCCCCGUUACGACCAGGAUCGCCUGGGUAUUAUUUUUCGGGCCUCUCCGCGACAAUCGGACGUGAUGAUCGUUGCGGGGACUUUGACGAACAAGAUGGCACCAGCACUAAGACAGGUUUAUGAUCAGAUGCCCGAUCCUCGCUGGGUUAUCAGCAUGGGAAGUUGUGCAAACGGCGGCGGCUACUAUCACUAUAGCUACUCGGUUACAAGGGGCUGUGAUAGGAUAGUACCAGUAGACAUCUAUGUUCCCGGAUGCCCUCCAACCUCAGAAGCUCUUAUGUAUGGAAUCUUCCAACUGCAGAAGAAGAUGCGACACACCAGGAUCACUCGAAUGUGGUACCGCAAGUAAAAUAGCUUCAUUCAUAUCCAAAUAAUACAAAAAGGAACCAGGGCCUCUUUAUAUCGGGUUGUUUUUAAAAUCGGAAACCUGAAGUUCAAAAUGGUAUUGUAUAUAAAUACAGCUGUAUGACGGUAUAUUUUAUUUUGUAAAAUAAUAAUGCCUUUCAAAGUGUAGUAACUGCGAACAAGCCCAAUAUAGGUAGCCGAAUUGUCCUCUGAGCGUUAUUAUGUGGAUAUACCUUACCAGCUUAUAUAUAGCUGA